UGCCCCAGCGUCUCGACGUGUCACCGGCCGCGCCGCAGCUGUGGCAAGAGGAGCCGACUGGGGGAGUUCGAGGCGGCAGGCGGCGAAGGCGACCCUGGACAGGACCUGCCUCGGCGCGGAAGCGUUCCCGGGUCCGUGGGGAGCGGGAGAGGGAGGCGGCGGCCCGGCCCGCGCAGGGCACAAUGUUGAACAUGUGGAAGGUGCGGGAGCUGGUGGAUAAAGCCACCAAUGUGGUUAUGAAUUAUUCAGAGAUUGAGUCUAAGGUUCGAGAAGCAACAAAUGAUGAUCCUUGGGGACCUUCUGGGCAACUCAUGGGAGAGAUUGCCAAGGCUACAUUUAUGUAUGAACAAUUCCCAGAACUUAUGAACAUGCUUUGGUCACGAAUGUUAAAAGACAACAAAAAAAACUGGAGAAGAGUUUAUAAGUCAUUGCUGCUUCUAGCUUACCUCAUAAGGAAUGGAUCAGAGCGUGUUGUUACAAGUGCCAGAGAACACAUUUAUGAUUUGCGAUCCCUGGAAAAUUACCACUUUGUAGAUGAGCAUGGCAAAGAUCAAGGUAUAAAUAUUCGCCAGAAAGUGAAAGAAUUGGUUGAGUUUGCCCAGGAUGACGACAGGCUUCGUGAAGAGCGAAAGAAAGCAAAGAAGAACAAAGACAAAUAUGUUGGGGUUUCCUCAGACAGUGUUGGAGGAUUCAGAUAUAGUGAAAGAUAUGAUCCUGAGCCCAAAUCAAAAUGGGAUGAGGAGUGGGAUAAAAACAAGAGUGCUUUUCCAUUCAGUGAUAAAUUAGGUGAACUGAGUGAUAAAAUUGGAAGCACAAUUGAUGACACCAUCAGCAAGUUCCGGAGGAAAGACAGAGAAGACUCUCCAGAAAGAUGCAGUGACAGUGAUGAGGAAAAGAAAGCAAGAAGAGGCAGAUCUCCCAAAGGUGAAUUCAAAGAUGAAGAGGAGACUGUGACGACAAAGCAUAUCCAUAUCACACAGGCCACAGAGACCACCACAACUAGACACAAGCGCACAGCAAAUCCUUCCAAAACGAUUGAUCUUGGAGCAGCAGCACAUUACACAGGGGACAAAGCAAGUCCAGAUCAGAAUGCUUCAACUCAUACACCUCAGUCUUCAGUGAAGACUUCAGUGCCCAGCAGCAAGUCAUCUGGUGACCUUGUUGAUCUGUUUGAUGGCACCAGCCAAUCAGCAGGAGGAUCAGCUGAUUUAUUUGGAGGAUUUGCUGACUUUGGCUCAGCUGCUGCAUCAUCAGGCAAUUUCCCUUCCCAAGUAACAGCAACAAGUGGGAAUGGAGACUUUGGUGACUGGAGUGCCUUCAACCAAGCCCCAUCAGGCCCUGUUGCUUCCAGCGGGGAGCUCUUCAGCAGCGCCUCGCAGCCAGCUGUAGAACUUGUCAGCGGCUCGCAACUAGCUUUAGGCCCACCUCCAGCUGCCUCAAAUUCUUCAGACCUGUUUGAUCUUAUGGGCUCAUCCCAGGCAACCAUGACGUCUUCCCAGAGUAUGAAUUUCUCUAUGAUGAGCACUAAUACUGUAGGGCUGGGUUUGCCCAUGUCUAGAUCACAGCCUUUGCAAAAUGUUAGCACAGUGCUGCAGAAGCCUAAUCCUCUCUAUAAUCAGAAUACAGAUAUGGUCCAGAAGUCAGUCAGCAAAACCCUGCCCUCAACUUGGUCUGACCCCAGUGUAAACAUCAGCCUAGACAACUUACUACCUGGUAUGCAGCCUUCCAAACCCCAGCAGCCAUCGCUCAAUACAAUGAUUCAACAACAGAAUAUGCAACAACCUUUGAAUGUGAUGACCCAAAGUUUUGGAGCUGUGAACCUCAGUUCGCCAUCGAACAUGCUUCCUGUCCGGCCCCAAACUAACCCUUUGAUGGGAGGACCCGUGCCUGUGAGCAUGCCCAGUGUCCUGACUGGCGCCAUAGGGAUGGCCCCUCUUGGAAGUACUCCGAUGAUGAACCAGAGCAUGAUGGGCAUGAACAUGAACAUAGGGAUGUCAGCUUCUGGGAUGGGCCUGCCAGGCACAAUGGGAAUGGGCAUGCCCAACUUAGCCAUGACUUCUGGAACUGUGCAACCUAAGCAAGAUGCCUUUGCAAAUUUUGCCAACUUUAGCAAAUAAGAGAUUGUAAAGGAGCAGAUUGAAUGAAGGAUUUUUAAUGGUGCAAAUAGGUGAUGUUGGGAUGGAAAAUGCUAAUCAACUCCCCUUUCUUUUAUCAAUUAAUUAAAAUAAACCUGUAUAAAGAACAAAAGGCUGUUUUGAGUGAAAUAUCUAGGAUCUCAGAUGGCCGGGCCAGGGCUCUUCAAAUGAAGCGGUCAAUCAUUUUUCCCAGUGAGGAUUGACCACAAAUGGAGUGAGACCAUCAGAAGAAGCUUUUAUAAAUGGAAGAACCCAUUUUAAUGUCAUAAUUUGUGGGGAGACUGGAAAAUAGGGCUGAAUAAAUGUAUUUGAAUCUCUAAUUUUAUACUUUCUUUUCCUGAGGAACUUGAUUUUCUGUCCCUGAAUCGCCUUGUCAUAAUUGGGUCUGUUCCUUUUACUACCACUCUUUGAGUCCAUAUAUGAAAUCAUUAAAGUUGGAUGAUCAGUUUUUUAUAAAAAUAUAUAUUUUUGUCCAAAAAAGGCAUACAUAUGUGAUUAUGGCUAAAUCAAAGGUAACUGGAAUGUAUAUACUUUUGCUAAUGUUCCAGCAGUACUGCUAUAAUACUAUCCAACUUUUUAUUGUAACAAAACUUCUUUAAGCAAUUGGUGACAGCUAUGGGUCUUUUCCCACAUCUUCUGUUAUAAUGAUCCUGUACAAACCUGGCAAAAUACUUUUUUCAGGACUGCUCUUUGGUUUCCUUUAAAAGAAAAAAAAAGCCUCCAGUAUUUUUGUUUUUAGCAGUCUUUUAUUUACAAUUUGCAGUGAUUAACUUAGCAAGGCUUCCUUCUGUGUUUAUCCCUGUAGCCACCAUUUAACAGGAACAGUCAAAAGAGAAAAAUAUUUAUUUAUUUUUUUUUGGUGUCUUUUCAAAAAAUUGAAAAGGUAAAAAGACCAUGUUAGAACUCCACAAUGUUGGCUUUUAGAUUUUAUACAGUAUUUGUUUGGUUUUGGUUUUGAGUGUACAUAGUAUGGCAUUAGCAAUAUGGUUCCAAUAGAGGAGUUAAAUAUAUAUUAUUAAAGGAGACCUGUAGCAGUCAAAUACUAUAUUGAUUUAAUGGCAAAUAAAGGAAAUUAAUUAAGAUGUUUUGGUUUUCCUGCUGUAAUUCUGCAUUAAGAUCACAAUGAAAAUCAUGAUUCUAGAGUUUGGAUUGCAAAAUUGUUUCACCCUCCAGCUGGGAAUAUUUUUUUAAAUAAUAUAGGUACCAAAUUAUUACUUUCCCACUUUGUGUUGCAGUUUUUUUUUUAUUAAAUUGAUAAAACUUUGUUUCCAUUGUAUUCAUAAUCUGUUAUACAUAACAUUAAAAUGUUCAUUAAAAUCUAUGUUGAACUGCU
This is a messenger RNA of Manis javanica (Malayan pangolin), 3468 nucleotides long. RefSeq names its product clathrin interactor 1 (gene CLINT1). Gene Ontology annotation, molecular function: clathrin binding; phospholipid binding. Lineage: Eukaryota; Metazoa; Chordata; Mammalia; Pholidota; Manidae. The record is from RefSeq and is a predicted model, not a curated record. Gene Ontology annotation, cellular component: plasma membrane; endosome; clathrin vesicle coat. Gene Ontology annotation, biological process: endocytosis.